This is a messenger RNA of Physella acuta, 1209 nucleotides long. Its product is annotated as putative dimethyladenosine transferase. Gene Ontology annotation, cellular component: nucleolus. Lineage: Eukaryota; Metazoa; Mollusca; Gastropoda; Physidae. The record is from RefSeq and is a predicted model, not a curated record. Gene Ontology annotation, molecular function: rRNA (adenine-N6,N6-)-dimethyltransferase activity. Gene Ontology annotation, biological process: rRNA methylation.
AGUACAAAGUAUACACUUAUAUUUAUGAUCUAGGCGAGGUCUCCGAUUGUUUUAACUUAAGUUUUAACUUUAGUUUUAAGUAUUAAAUACAUUAAUAUAUAAUUGUAUCUAAUUGAAUCAAAUUACACGAGGCAAAACUUAUUCACUUAGUUUAACAAAAGAAUAUUUAAAAUGCCUAAAGAACGAAUCCAGAAGAAAUCAAGAAUCCACCAACAAACAGCUCAAGUUCAGAGAUCUGCAACCCAAGUCCAACGACAAGGAAUAGCUUUUAGAACAGAAAUUGGACAGCAUAUUUUAAAGAAUCCAAUGAUUGUUGUCAACAUGGUUGAAAAGGCCGCUCUACGCCCUACAGAUGUUGUACUUGAAGUUGGUCCUGGUACUGGUAACAUGACCGUCAAGCUAUUAGAAAAAGUUAAAAAGGUGAUAGCUUGUGAAGUUGACCCUAGAAUGGUGGCAGAGUUACACAAAAGGGUUCAAGGGACUCCCGAAGCCUCAAAGCUGCAGGUGAUGGUAGGCGAUGUCCUAAAAACAGAUUUACCUUUCUUUGAUGUUUGUGUUGCCAACUUACCCUAUCAGAUUUCUUCCCCUUUUGUCUUUAAACUUCUCCUACACAGACCAUUUUUUAGGUGUGCUGUACUGAUGUUUCAGAGAGAGUUUGCUCAGAGGCUGGUAGCGCAGCCAGGUGACAAGUUAUAUUGUCGUCUCUCUGUCAACACACAACUACUAGCCAGGGUUGACCACCUCAUCAAGGUUGGGAAAAAUAACUUCCGACCACCACCAAAAGUUGAGUCUAGUGUAGUACGAAUUGAGCCAAGAAAUCCUCCACCUCCAAUUAAUUUUAAGGAAUGGGAUGGCUUAGUGAGGAUCUGUUUCUCCAGAAAAAAUAAAACUAUCGGAGCUUCCUUCAGAUUUACUAAAGUUUUAGCUGUGUUGGAAAAAAACUUCAGGGUUUCAUGUUCUGUAAAAAAUGUGACUGUCCCAGAUGAUUUUAAUGUUAAAGAAAGAGUAACAGAACUCUUACAGAAAAGUGGCUUUGAGGAGAAACGAGCAAGAUCUAUGUCAAUAGAAGACUUCAUAGAAUUGCUUAACCUCUUCAAUGAAGCUGGCUUUCAUUUUAUGUGAACAGGUAGAAAUGCGAUUUUGUUUCUGGGCUUGUAUAUUGUAUAAAGUUUUGGUUUGAAGGUGAUUAAAAUAUAUGGAUAAAAUACU